CUUGCCACAUAGGUAGAUUGGGCGCAUGUCGUUUCAGCCAUGCGGCACCGAGGAGGGUCCUGGAAUCCCUCCAGGAUUUGAUAAAACCUGGCAAAGAGUUCAUGUGCGGAAUACGUUCAUAGAGGUAGACGAGGAACCACAUGCAGAUCUGACAUUCUCAGGCUUGGACUUGCAUAACGCACCAGGGCGCACUUGGCGCCGUGGCCAUUUGAGAUGUGCAUCAGAACCCAUGUCGUUUUUCCUGAGUCAACCUCCCUGGGAACCUGUGAGUCUGAACGCUCCGCCUUUUUCAAUGCCCAAUGGAACACUUCAAGGUGAUUCUCGUACAGCUGGAGCCGAAAGAGGCAGACCAUGCCCACACAGGUCACUCAACCAAAUGGCUCAAAUGGCUCAAAUGACCCGGAUGACAAAUUCAAUGACAAUUCAAGAGGAAGAGUACGAUGAGAGGGAGAGCUUGAGACACUCCUUGCCUCAGUACAUUGGAAUGAAGUCAGCAGAGGUCCAGGGUCAAGGCGGUCAAGGGACAGCUACAGAAGGUGCUCAUGGUGCAGUGGCACAAAGCACUUGGUGUGGAGAACCAAUGCUGGUGGAUUUGGUGGAUGUGAGGAGAAGAUCCAACUCACCUGGCUUUAUGACAGAACAAGAUGAAGCUCGUAGCUCCCCAGACUGGACUACACCCUCUGUGCCAACCUUGGCUUUGCCGGUUAGAUAUAGACAUGCCAGGCAGCGGUCACGCACCAUCCAGGAAGAUUCUGAGUUGGCUCAGAAUUUGGAUGAACUUGAUGCGCCUGACAAAGUUCAUGCAGGUCAGCUCCCUUGGGAUUCCUUUGGUGAGCGAGUUAAUGGUGUCAAUGUCCGUGUGCGCAACACUUUCAUUGAAGUCGAUGAGGGAUCGGAUGGUUGCACCGAUCCCUCUCUUCUGAGUGCUAGGCCAGCAUGGCGACCAGGGCAUCUAAGAUGUGCCUCAGAGCCCAUUCCCUCUUACACAGAGUCGCGCAUCAGCGGCUUCCAUUCCAGAAGCAGUAGCUACCAAGAUGAUGCUGAGAUGGCAGAGAUUCUUCAGGCCCAACUGGCUCAAAGCCACGAAUCAGACCAUUUGGGUCAGCCGAAUUCUGAUGUUUUUCCUUUCGUGCAUGUCCACGGCACCGUCAGCGACACACAGAAUCCUGACACUGUCUCUCCAGAUCCGGAGCAGCGGCUGCACACAUUGUCUCAGCUUCGGUCAGUGUCUCCAACAUCUCCAGACCGAAGCCAGUUGUCUACGGGCGACUACGAUGGCUACAACCAACUCACAACUGCAACGGCACCCAAGAUCUCCCAGUGCAAGUGGCACAGUCGUGGCACUUGCAAGUAUGGCGAUUCAUGUCGCUUUUCCCAUGCAAAAACUGUGAAGCCAAGUUCAAAGUCCAAGAACAAUGCUGAGACACUGCGUCCUUCAUCUACUGGGCCUCAAGGUCCCCUUCCUGCAGGUCUCGUACCUGGUGCGAGUGCUCCUUUUCCAGUGGGUGUGGUCAGCCCUGAGGCUCCCAAGCCACAGCCAGCUGGACUGCUCCCAGGACCAGAGCCAGAAUCUUCAGGACAUCGCCAGUGCCGCAGCGUGAGCCCUGUAAGCACCACCGCCGGAAGUAGCGGUGAUGCAGCGGACGCUGCCCACAAGCCAAGCUCCCAGAGGAACUCACAGGGCGACAAAUCGCACCAGGUCUUUUGGUGUGAUGCAAGAGCAUUCAAGCAUGAGUUCCAAGGGUUCAGGGAAGAGCUGGAGAGUGCGAUCGGUGUAGCCGCAAAGUCACACAAAACAGCUGAGAAAUGUAUGCGAUUGCUGAAGAAGAAGCAACGGGUACAGGCUGAGCGUGGUAGAAGAUUUCAGAAGGCCCGGCCUCUGAUUUUUCUCGUUUCGUGGGCCAAUGCUCAAGAGUUGGUGGAGUUUUUGCAGGAGGCACAACAUAUGCCACCUAUGAAGGUGGUGGUGCUGUGCGACACGAAUGGUCCGCGAACACGUGCAACAGCAGAGAGGUGGGCACGAGAGAUGCCAGUCGUUGAGACUGUGGCUGCAACAUGGCCUGAGGCCGUGAAAUCAGUGCAGACCCUUUUGUCUAGCUCAAGCGCUCUGUCCCAAAGUCAGGGAAAUGCUUGAUGUUAGUGAGAAGAGAACGCCACUUGUUGGAACAACCAGUUUCUCGUUCUUGCGUUUGUAUCUCAAUGGAGGCAGUGC
Cladocopium goreaui is the source of this 2212-nucleotide messenger RNA. The record is from the annotation of a GenBank genome assembly. NCBI's taxonomy places the organism in Eukaryota, Dinophyceae, Suessiales, Symbiodiniaceae.